GACCUGGAGUGGACCAGUAAUCUGUUGCUAGACUCUGGAGAGAGACUGUUCUUAGAGGAAGAGGAGGAUGAAGAAGAAGAGGGUGGAGGAGGGGAGGAUGAUGAUCUGGACUUGGCCGUGGGGGUGGGGCUGGACUGUCAAGGGGGGCUGGAGGGGAGGACAGAGAGAGAGGUUGCGCCCCCAGGAGGGCAGGAGGCAGAAGUGCAGGCUUCGGCCUCCAGCUGUUCUGAUAGUGAGAGGGUUGUUGUAAUGGGAAGAAGGGAGGAGGGGUGGAGGACAGGGGGAGGCGUGGAGGGAGGGUUAGGGGAGGUUAGUGGACUGAACCAUCCUGUGUCUUGGGGUGGGGGCGGCUCAGAGGAAGAAAACACCCCGUUGGGAGAGUCCACUCGUCUGGAGCCCAGACCACCAGGAAGAGAUGUCGCAGAGCAGGAAGUGGCUCGGGGCUCGGAGAGCGGAGCUAGAGCGGAGCAGUGGGAGAAACGGGGGGAGGAGGAGGGAGACGAGGAGGUGACCCAGUCGCUCCUAGCCCAGCUGGAGGAGAUGGAGAGAAGAGAGGAGGAGGAGGAGAGAGAGGAGAGGAAGGGGAGGAUGGAGAGGGAGGAGAGGAGGAUCAGGCACUUGGACAUCCAGAGUGUUGAACUGAAGCUGCCUACAGAACUGGCCCUGCAACUGUCUGAGCUGUUCGGCCCUGUCGGUGUCCACCCAGGUGUGUGUUCUCCUGAUGACUACUCUGUGACCAUGGACCUCAACAUGGCCAAACUGCUGCACCAGAAAUGGAAGGACACUGUCCAGGAGAAGCAGAGACAAGCAGCGCUCUCCUACCAUCUACUGCAAGAGAGCUCUGUCCACUGGGGCGAAUCACUGACGGCCAAAAACGGACUCAGGGACGGGUCACGCCCAGCUCACUUCCUGAUUGGUGCAGACGGCUUUGCGUCUCUGGGCGGCCAAUCGGAGGCUCAGGAUGAGGUGCCGAUCGCGGACCACUGGAGUGUGUCCCGCCCCCAUGUCUCUCUCAGAAACAUCAUGACUGAAGAACAGGCUCUACAGGAGAACAUGGAGCGGUCUCGUCAGGGUCGUGGAGAUCUGGACAGGAGAGAUGGAGCUGCCGUGUUGAAGCAGACUCAGCUCUAUGACCUGUUCCCCAGUAUAGACAGACACUUCCUGGAGGACAUCUUCAGAGACCAUAAGUAA
Coregonus clupeaformis (lake whitefish) is the source of this 1191-nucleotide messenger RNA. RefSeq lists its product as uncharacterized. The transcript has 5 exons. The annotation marks the transcript as partial. Lineage: Eukaryota; Metazoa; Chordata; Actinopteri; Salmoniformes; Salmonidae. The record is from RefSeq and is a predicted model, not a curated record.